Annulohypoxylon maeteangense is the source of this 1554-nucleotide messenger RNA. Its product is annotated as glycoside hydrolase family 30 protein. Lineage: Eukaryota; Fungi; Ascomycota; Sordariomycetes; Xylariales; Hypoxylaceae. The transcript is spliced from 4 exons. Gene Ontology annotation, biological process: sphingolipid metabolic process. The record is from RefSeq and is a predicted model, not a curated record. Gene Ontology annotation, molecular function: glucosylceramidase activity. Bases 1 to 1554 code for a protein of 517 amino acids.
AUGAAGCUAACAGAUCUGCUCGCCCUAGCUGGCGCUCUACCUCUCGUAUCAGCUGUGCCAUCAUGGCUCCCAGUCAACCGACGUCAGGCCGGCCCGACAAUUACGGUUGACUUGUCGAAGACGUAUCAGACGAUUGACGGGUUCGGCUGCAGCUUCGCUUUCCAGCGGGCUAACCUAAUCACCAACAUGUCUGACAAAAUCAAGCAGCGCGAGCUCCUAGACUUACUCUUCAACACGACGUCUGGUGCCGGUCUGUCCAUCAUUCGCAACGGCAUCGGGUCCAGCCCGGACAGCAGCUCCGACCACAUGAACACGUUCGCGCCCAAGGACCCCGGUGGCCCGACGGCUACUCCUAACUAUACCUGGGACGGCAAGGACUCCGGUCAACUAUGGCUCUCUAAGGAGGCGUACGACGCGUACGGCGUGCGCCAGAUCUACGGCGAUGCUUGGAGCGCCCCUGGAUACAUGAAGACGAAUGGUAACGAGGUCAACGGCGGCACGCUGUGCGGUGUUAGCGGGACGAAUUGCCGGAGUGGCGAUUGGAGGCAGGCGUAUGCGGACUACUUGGUCCAAUACGUCAAGUACUACGCCGAAGCUGGCGUCCCAGUUACUCGAAUCGGGUUUCUCAACGAACCCGAGUUCACCACGAGCUAUGCAUCGAUGAACUCAAACGGAGCGCAAGCGGCCGACUUCAUUAAGAUCCUAUACGCUACAAUCGAGGCCGCGAACCUUACAUCGCAGGUAGGUAUCGGGUGCUGCGAGUCGGAGGGCUGGGGAAACCAAGUGAAUAUGGUCAACGCGAUCAAGUCCGCCAACGCAGAGGGAAUGCUCGCCAUGGUUACAUCCCAUACUUAUACAGGCGGGCCAUCUGGUCCCAUGAAUACACGUACGUCGCAUCUUCCCUUUCAUUCUUUUGCUCCUACCUCCCGCUCCAACUCUCCAAGCGUCCCCGUCUGGCUCUCCGAGCAAUGCGACCUACAAGGGCAAUGGACAUCAGCAUGGUACCAAGGCGGCGGCGCAGGUGAAGGGCUCACCUGGGCCAACAACAUCUACAACGCGCUCGUGAACUCCAACGUAUCGGGGUACCUCUACUGGGAAGGAGUGCAAUGGCCAUCCCCCAACACAAACGAGAAGAUGAUCCGCGUGGACCAGCAAUCGCCAUACAACUACGAAGUCUCGAAACGGCUGUGGGCCUUCGCCAACUGGUCGCGCUUCGUGCGGCCCGGCGCUCUCCGCGUCGCGAGUAGCGGUGGCACCGGCGUCAAGAGCGCUGCUUUCAAGAAUGUUGAUGGGAGUAUUGCGGUUGUGGUUAUUAGCACGGGGGGCUCGGCGAGUAGUGUUAGUAUUAAGGUCACUGGGGCUAAUGCGACUGCGGCGACGGGCUGGGUCACUGAUACCACCCAUAACUGCGCGGCGAUCAAUGUUACGGUCGCUGAUGGGACGAUUAGCGGCAGCGUUGCUGCGCGGUCUAUCACGACGUUCCAUAUCCCGGCACCGCCUGCGCCUCUGGCUGCUAAGAGCGAGGUAAGUAGGCGGGGUUGGCGGUUCGUAUGA